AAUCAUUAAUAUCGAUGUCCACCCCUCAGAUGAGAUCCAAAACAAAAGAAAAAUAAUAUAACAGGAAUAUUUAUAAAUGAGCUUAUUUCGUAGCUUGCAGAAUUUUCAAUUCAAGCGUGACAAUGUGGUUAAGGAAGCGCUGAUAAACACAUUAAACGAAAAUGCACGUGAAAUUGAGUUUGACGUUAAACAGAAUGCAGUCGAGGUUCUUGGAGUGUGUGAGCUGACCAGCGCCCUAUGCACCACAUUGGAGGCAAUUUUCCUACAUGGCCUAAAGGAUUCCUUUUUGUGGGCCACUCUAAAUGUGAUCGCAGAUGUGGAAAGGCGCCCAGAGCCAAGUUUCUGGGCUCCAUGCAUGGUAUUUAUGCAUAAGCAGGUGAUUGAACAGAUACACCAACUGAGCCAGAUCACAUCGGAGGUGGGCCAAUGUCGAGCCUGGAUUCGACAAUCGUUGAACGAAUCGUUGUUCUCAUCAUAUAUGAAUAACAUUCGAAAAAAUGGUUCAGCAUUGUCGCCAUAUUAUAAGAGGCAUGCCCUGCUGAAGGAUGCAGACGGAUUGGAGACAGCUGCAAAGAUAAUGGAGAGUCUGGAGGCAUAUGUUCAUUUCGAUUUGCCGGUCAAUUCUAGUCUGCUAAACCAAUGGCCAGACUAUUCUCUACAAUUGUCUGACUUGUGGACACCAGCACUAAAGUCCUGCCCCAUUAGCAGUGGCAUCGAUGUAGCCAGUUCACUGGGGUCUGAUAUUGUGGCCAUACCCACUCCGCAACCCUUGCGUCCCAAUGAACUGUUCUCUGAAUCUAUUUCGAACAGCCCUUUUAAUCGAAGUGGCAAUUUCGGCGUGCUAGAUUUAAAUCAGCGUGAAAACCUCGACCUGCUAAUUCAAAAAUUUGAUGAAAUGGCUGUUAUAAGCGAAACAGGUGAACAAUGUUCACCAGAAGUAGAAGAGGCAGCAGCAGCAGCAGCUAGUACACCCAUAUUGAAUGAUGAAAGUGAAACCCCUUUGGGAAACAAACCAAGACAUCGCAAAAGAUCCCAACGACCGAUUGAUGAAUUUCAAGGUGAUCAAAUCGAUACAGAGGGCAAUAAUAGUUUACCACAAGGUAGCAAUUCACUGACCAACCUUAUGCAAACAUCUUGGUCGGCUGGCGAUAUGGAUCCCCCCUGCACACCUUCGCCAACUGCGGAAUCUUCUAGCUCUCGAUUCUUUCAACGCUCUGUUAGCAUGACUAGCACGUCAAGUCUUCGUUCUCCCUAUGCUGAUCGUUGCAGCUACAAUGCCUUACUAAAAAAGCAUGAACGUAAUCGAGAGGGAGGAACUGGUUGGUCAGAGAUCUGGGAGAAGUUUCGGGCCAGCGCAUCUACUUUAAGCAUUUCACAGGCUCCGCCAACUCCGGCUGUUGUGGAUGAACUUUCUGAUCUACAGUCGGUUGAUUCUGACUUUGAACUGCUUAGUUCAGAUUUCGACAUGACCGAAUUGCAGCAGAUGGUAGUCCAGUUGUGUCAACUGCCCCGCGAACCAGGUCUGAAUGCUCAGGGAUUUUUAUGUCGCACCUGCCAACAUCCGUUGGGCAUUGGUUAUAGCAAUUUUCAGGUGUGCUCCUUCAGCGGUGGCUACUUUUGCAAUAGCUGCAUGGAUAUGGAAACCCAACUUAUUCCGGCUAGAAUAAUUUAUAAUUUUGAUUUCCAUAAGUAUAGCGUAAGCAAGCGCGCCGCAACAUUUUUGGCCGAGUUUAGGGCUCAACCUUUUCUGGACCUGCAGAUAUUGAAUCCUAGAAUAUAUCACGCUUCCGAAGCUAUGGCUGAAUUGCAAUCGCUACGGAUUCGUCUAAACUUCAUUCGCGCCUAUUUGUAUACUUGUAACCCGGAAAGUAUUGAGGUUCUUAGGCAGUAUUUCAGCGGCCGGGAGUAUCUGUAUGAGCACAUACAUCAAUACUCCGUAUCGGAUCUGGCUUUGAUUCAGCGUGGUGUCCUAUGCCAACAACUGCAGAAAGCAUUUAAACUUGGUGAAGCUCAUGUCUUAAAAUGCCAGAAAUGCCAGCUUAAGGGAUUCAUCUGUGAAAUUUGUCAGAGUCCUCGUGUGCUAUAUCCCUUUCACAUCGCCACCACAUUUCGGUGUGUUGCCUGUGGUGCUGUGUUCCAUGCCCAGUGCCUUAACGAACACCAGCCAUGUCCCAAAUGCGAACGACGGCGUAAACGCGAAGAUCAGGCGCUUGAGGAAGCAGUACAGACCUCAAAGCUCAAACGUGAGAGCAGCUAAACUAACUUUCUUCCAUUAGGAAAGUGGGAACUGUUAUCUCAUUGUUGUUAUUCCUUGUUCAACAAAGAUCACAGUUGGAAAUUUGAUAUAAUAGAAAUAAGCUUUAAAUUGUUAUCGCUAUUUAGCCAUAUAUAUAUUAUACACACAUCUAUAUAUUUAUAUAUUCAUUAGACUUGUUUUUAAUCAAGAAUAUUUUGUUAUUAAAAGCUUACCAUGACAAACAAAAAGCAUGAUAUCAUGUGGUUUUAGAUCCUAAUUAAUGGUUCUAAAUUCCAAUUCAUAGAAUAUUCUUGGCAAUGUUUUUGAAAUUCUAUAUAUUCGGUUUUUGGAUUAAAAAUCAGUCUAAUGUACACAAUAUAUAUUUGUACUACAUAUAGCUAAUGCUUUAAGCUAAAAUAGCAGACUCAGAUUUGAGUUAAGGUGCUUUUUUAAACAGUUUAAAAUGUUACUCAAAUAUACAUAUAAUUAUAUAUAUAAACAAAAAUACAUACCAUCCAUACACAUUAUACACGCCUAAUAUUAAAUUA
Drosophila willistoni is the source of this 2784-nucleotide messenger RNA. RefSeq names its product pleckstrin homology domain-containing family M member 1 (gene Plekhm1). Lineage: Eukaryota; Metazoa; Arthropoda; Insecta; Diptera; Drosophilidae. Bases 77 to 2257 code for a protein of 726 amino acids. The record is from RefSeq and is a predicted model, not a curated record. The transcript is spliced from 5 exons.